Messenger RNA from Aspergillus glaucus CBS 516.65, 623 nucleotides. RefSeq lists its product as uncharacterized. The record is from RefSeq and is a predicted model, not a curated record. NCBI's taxonomy places the organism in Eukaryota, Fungi, Ascomycota, Eurotiomycetes, Eurotiales, Aspergillaceae. The coding region runs from base 50 to 424 and encodes 124 amino acids. The transcript is spliced from 2 exons.
ACGGCUACCAAAGCUCCCAUCGCUACCGAGCUCCUUGAGAUUCUUUUCGAUGCUAAGCCAUGCCCUUCAUCGAACACGCAUUCACAAAGUUUCAUCAGGAGACUUUGUCCGAUUUCAACUAAUUCCUAUCGGGAUGGACUGCUGCCCAAGCUGGUUUAAGACAAAAGAGUUUCCACCAGAAGACGAGGUCCAAAAAGGGAGGUACAUUUACGAGCCUGUCCCAGUGGAUAACGUUGAACUCGCCAAUAUUCCAUUACCGCACUUGCUCAAGCCCGGACCUCACACUGACAAGUUCCGGAUAACUAUGUUUCCCAAGAAGAUUCGUGAUCAAUUAGUUCGACAGCCAGGGCACAGUGGGCAGCGUGUCAUUGGAUGGGCAUUCGUGUCAAUGAGAGUCUCAACUGGACCGUCCUUCUAUUGUUGAUACUCAUCACACUCCUUGCAAUCAAUAUCAUUGUCAUUUGUCUACGCGGUGAUCACGGCGGAUGACUCUUCCACAUUCGGCCUGGGGGCUUUCAUGGCCGCGUUAUUUACAGUUUAUAUCACCUAUCAGUAUUUUGCGUGGAAAGAGAACUUAUAGCUUGGUAGUUAGCAUACUUCUCCUUGAAAUGGACGUAUAAGCA